ACUACUGCACCACUCCUGGAGGAAAAUGACAAUCUCCAGACAGCACAAGACUGGAGAAGGACUUGCAUUUACACAGAUAACAUCACUUUUGAUAGAACAGCCCACCCCAAUCUCCAUUUCUUGGGAUGAGAAGAGUUUGAUCCACAAAUCCCAACCUCAAAGACUUUUGCCAAAUCCAGAGAGGUUUGAUUUGACUGUCUGUGUGUUGGGCUCUGAAGGAUUCCCCUCUGAAAAGCACUACUGGGAGGUGGAUGUCGGGACAAGCACUGACUGGGACCUGAGAGUGGCCAGAAAAUCCAUACAGAGAAAAGGGAAACUUUCCUUCUCCCCUAGAGAGGGAUUCUGGGUUAUGGCUAUAGCCCUGGCCGUAGCAUGGCAAGCCCCGCUCUCCCAGCCGCAGCACUUGGCGGAGCGCGGCAAGCCCCUGGCUGCACUGCCCCGGCCAGAGCACCUGGUGGAGUGUGGCAAACCCCUGGCCCCACUCUCCCAGCCGGAGCGCCGGGCAGAACACAGCAAGCCCCUGGCCCCACUCUCCUGGCUGUAG
Gopherus flavomarginatus (Mexican gopher tortoise) is the source of this 544-nucleotide messenger RNA. Its product is annotated as butyrophilin subfamily 3 member A1-like. Lineage: Eukaryota; Metazoa; Chordata; Testudines; Testudinidae. The transcript has 6 exons. The coding region runs from base 26 to 544 and encodes 172 amino acids. The record is from RefSeq and is a predicted model, not a curated record.